CUCUCCCUCUCUCCCUCACUGCUGCUGCAGAUCGAUGUGUCGGUGGUAGUAGGCUACCUGAGGACGGAACCCUAACCUGUGGAUCCUCUCCUAGCAGCAGCAGCAGCAGCGCCAUGGGGAUCUCUGCGUCCAGUCUGCUGGAUGAGUCCAAAUCCAACUACAUCAAGGGUCAGGCCGAGGCCGAGCUGAAGGAGUUCAGUCCGUACUACACGAAGCAGUUCUCUCUGGCUCGUUUCUCGGAGCUCGAAGACGAUCUGGAGCAGCACAAAGAGAAGAUCACACAGCUGCUCAAACAGAGGGUGGCUUCUGAGGGCGGCGAGGUGCUGUACGAGGAGCGCGUCUUUUUCUUUGACGAGACCAGGAAGUGGAAGGAGAGGUACGUGGUGGUGAGAGCCAACUACUGCCUGGAAUGUCACGACGGCCUGGAGACUUUUGUGAAAGGCACUCCUGCCCGACAGACGCUGCUGCCCACAGGGGGCGCUGUGCUGACCACAGAGGACAAGUACAUGGCCAUGGUGGACCAGUGCUUCCCUGAUGACACCAGCGUGAAGGAGGACUUCACUCCGCCUCUGUCGGGGAUGCCUGCGCAGUUCCCCGUCUACCUGCGCCUGCCCUACAGGAGAGACUCCUACUUCUGCUUCCGGCAGGAGGUCAAAAGAGACGCCUUCCUCUCCAUCCUGUCCGACUGCAUCCGGCACCAGAACCAAGACUUCCUGAAGAAGAAGACGUGUGAAGUGCAGGCCUUCCUCAAAGCCAUCCAGCUCUACAGACAGGACAAAGGCAAAUACGAGGCCUGGGACAUGCUGAUAGGGAGCGACGUCAGGGUGAUGGCCAACGUGGUGAUGGAGCAGCUGCUGCCGUCUCUUGAGAAAGACAUGCUUCCCCGCCUCAAAGCCAAGAAGAUGGAGAGGAAGAGAGUCUGGUUUGCCACGGUGGAGGCGGCGUACGUCCUCAUCCAGGAGCAUCUGCUGGAAGGACUCUCGGCACUGAAGGAGGAAUGUCGAACGUCAGUCCGGCAGCAGGAGGUGCUCAUCCACUCCGACAUGGACCAGAUCCUCAACUCCAGACAGCAGCUGGAGGAAAAAGUCAGAGCCAAAGUGUCGGAGCGAGCGGAGAAGCUGUGCUCCGAGUCCGUCCAGCCGUACCUGGCCUCAGUCCUGGAGGAGCUGAUGGAGCCGGUCAGCUCUGGCUUCCUGGAGGGGCGGCAGCUGAGCGAACACGCCAUGGACCAGGUGUGUCAGGACGUCCUGCAGCUGGUCAACAAAGAGGAACUGAAGAAGGCUCUGGCGGACAUGGCCAGACCCAACCUGUUGGGCUGCUACCAGAAGAUCGGCUCCCUGCAGGAGAAACUGCAGCACCUGCAGGAGAGAUUUGGUUUCUCCAACAUUUCCGGAGUGAUCCACAGCGCUCAGAUCGACCUACAGCAGCUGACUGAGAACGCAGCCUACACGUUCGAGCAGCUGCUCCACAAAGUCUUCCAGGACAACCCCGAUAACCCCGGCUCUGCCGUCGAGAAGGCCAAACACAGAGUGCUCAAGCAAUACGACUAUGACAGCAGCACAGUGAGGAAGAGGAUCUCCAGGGAGGCGCUCGUCUCCAUCACUCUGCCCUUCAUCAAGAAGAACCUGGCAUCCUGCAAAGCUGAGCUUCAGGAUAUCGAGCAGUCACUCGACGGCGACUACACCAACUACAUCCAUGUUGAGAAUGUCUAUGAGCGCAUCCUCCUGCAAUCUCUGGACAAGGAGGUCAUCAAAGUGGUGAAGGAGGCGGCCAGCCUGAAGAAGUACAACCUGUUCACAGACAGCAGAGACCUGCUCAGUCAGUCCAGCCGCUCCAGCCUCUCCUCCCCGGCCGUUUCCUCCUCUGAAACCUCCGUUGAGCCCCCGUCUCCUCUCGUGGCCAACGGCCUGCCGCACAGCCCCCUGGAGGAAAGGUCGCCGGAGAAGAGCGAAGACUCGCCGGACGCGCCCGUUAUUGACACGCCCACUACUGACACGCCCACUACUGACACGCCUGUUAUUGACACGCCCAUUUUUGACACGCCUGUUAAUGACAUGCCCGUUAUUGACACGCCCACUACUGACACGCCCGUUACUGACACACCCGUUAUUUACACGACCAUUACUGACACGCCCAUUACUGACGCGCCUGUUAUUGACACACCCAUUACUGACACGCCCACUACUGACACGCCUAUUACUGACACGCCUGUUAUUGACACGCCCGUUAUUGACACGCCCACUACUGACACACCCGUUACUGACACACCCGUUAUUUACACGACCAUUACUGACACGCCCAUUACUGACGCGCCCGUUAUUGACACGCCCGUUAUUGACACGCCCGUUAUUGACACACCCAUUACUGACACGCCCACUACUGACACGCCUAUUACUGACACGCCUGUUAUUGACACGCCCGUUAUUGACACGCCCACUACUGACACACCCGUUACUGACGCGUCUGUUAUUGACACGCCCACUACUGACACGCCCGUUACUGACGCGCCUGUUAUUGACACGUCCGUUAUUGACACGCCCACUACUGACACGCCCAUUACUGACACGCCCAUUACUGACGCGCCUGUUACUGACACGCCCGUUAUUGACACACCCCUGGGUGAGGUUGAACAAAAAGAUGCCGCUCAGAGUGCCGCUGUCGGCGAGGAGGCAGCUGCAGUUUCUCCUGCAGUAGCAGAUUCAUCCGACGCCAGCGGGUCACAGGAGGUCAACGCAGAAGCGUCUCCAGAGGCCGUGAUCCGAGAGGAAGAGAUUCCUGUCGAAACCGAAACGGUGGAGACGGUCGCCGAGCCUCAGGCGCAGAGGACGGAUGCUCCAAAAGAGACAGAAGUCACUUUGUCAGGAAUCCCCGUUGUUGUGGAGAGCAUAAAGACGGAUGGAGAAGAAGCAGCACAGGUGGAGGCUCCAGUACCAAGUUCUGGUCCUCCGAAUGGACCAGCCUCCCCAUCAGCAGAGGGCACUGGUUCCCAAACUGCAGCCAGCAGUGAAGGAGAGACGAUCAAGUUAGAGACUCCCUCUGGUGGUCAAGCCCCUGAACUCACAUCUGCAGACAUCUGCCCCAAUUCUAAGGACGUGUCGGUGGGAAGCGAGUCGGCCCCGUUAGACGUGGAGGACGCGAAGACGACACCGAGCAGCGGGGACGAAGCCUCGUCGACCUCCGACGCGGGCGGAUCACCUGUGACCUCGGUCGACCCCGCCGGGGACAAAGCCGCGAGCGACGAGCCGUCUCCCGAGGCCCAGCGGGAAGCGGAGCCGGCAGAUGCCGCAGCCUCCCAGCCUUCUGAGCCCGCCGGCUGCAUCAAGGAGAUCCGUGACCUGGCGGUGGAGGAGAUGGUGCAGCGGUGCCCGGACGUAGUUCCAAAAGAGGAGGAAUGAGGCAUUAUGAUGAUUCCUGUUCUCUCAGCAAAGAUGGGGGACAAAAGGGAUUCAGGAUGAAACCAAAUCAUGACCAGAGUAGAACCUUCAUCCUCAAACUCUAAACUCAAAACAUUUGCUCUCAGAGCAGAAACAGGACGAACAAAGACUCCUGAGAAACUUUCACAAAAGCUUCCAUGAACCUAUUUUUUUUUUUUUCAACACAUAUGCAUGAAAUUAUUGUAAAUUAUUUAUACAAAUCAAUAUAUCAGCUGUGUCGGGUGUAUAUAAACUAGCAUGUCGGUUUCAUUCAGUGAAUUCCUUUUAACACUGCAACUAGCUAACAAUUUCGGGAGGAAGUUUCUGGAAAUUGCAUUAUGCUUUGGUAGAUUAUGAAUCUAUUUCAAAGGACCAGUUCGACAUUUUAGAGAAUGUUGUUAUGCACUUUUUUUUCUGAGCAUGAUGUGAAGAUGGACAUCAAUCUCUGUAUAUAUAGUCCGCGUAUGAGCUGGAGUCAGGACGUUGUUAGCUUAGCUUAGCAGGGGAGACGGCUACAUUUGAAAAUACACCUACAAACACCGCAUUUUAUUAAUCUCUCGGCUCUAGACGCAGACAAGAGAUUUGUAUCCAUCUAAAUAUCUCACAAAAAAAGAAGAACAUGAAUGAAUUCCCUAAAAAAUAAGAUUUCUGAAAACGGACUGAGUUUUAGAUGGUUCAGAAACUUCUAUAAAGGAUAUUUAAAUAUAUAAGACUACACGUCCAAAUGUCAUUUAAAAGCUCUCGUUUCCAAAAAAAGGUGCAGGAUAUGAGAUUUGUUGUAGAUGAGUAUUUCUAUUGCUAAUGUUGCUAACCGCAGCGAAAAUUGCUGACUGAGCUAACGGUGUUCAGCGGAGGGUGGAUGCUACGUUUCCACGCCGGCGGGUCGGGAUGGCUGUGAGCUCGCGAGUGGGGGCCAUGAACUAAAACACAGAGGGAAAGCGACUCCAUUCUCAGCUCCAGGACACAUUCAUCCUCCGUAUUGUAUUAAUGCUCUGAAUGUUGAAUGUGGGUUCUUCAAUGUGAUUUCUUUUUUUAAACCUACUGAAGUUCUUUCUUUUUGUUUUUGUGGCGAAAAAGGAAACUGAAGAAGUAGCUCAUCAUAAUGCCUUUACAGCACCUCCAUGUGGCCUCCUCGUGCCUUACGUCACACAAUGAAGGAAACCGGCUGUCACGUGGAAGCGGUUGCCGUAGAGACGGGUCCGAGUCUCGACACCUGUGCCUUCUACCUGUGUAGAGCAUCCUACGCGGACGUGGUUGGUGGGACAGUUUACAGUGCGAGUACAGGGUGAAACACAUGACCAUUUACUGUCGACGGGGAUAAUAAAAUAAGAGUGUGAAAAAACGAACACAGCCUCAAACUAUGUGUAUGUAAACUCUUUGUUUUGUUGAUGUGGGGAAAACAAACACAAAAAAUGAAUGGAUAUAUUUGCCAAUAAAACAAAUGCAGCAUGA
Molecule: messenger RNA, 4865 nt
Organism: Pseudoliparis swirei
Lineage: Eukaryota; Metazoa; Chordata; Actinopteri; Perciformes; Liparidae
Gene: niban1a
Product: niban apoptosis regulator 1a
Exons: 14
Coding region: 114-3395 (1093 amino acids)
Source: RefSeq, a predicted model, not a curated record